GAAGAGACAUUUUGACCCUCGCUAGUUGCUGUAGCCUCUAGAAAACAUGGCUGCUCCCUCUAGUAAGAUGUUUCUGUCCUUUGGUCGGAUAAAUGGUUUUGCUUUCAAACUAAAACCAACAAGCAGCGUCACAUACGCUACGGCUUUCUCAGUAAACUCUUCUAAUGGGAAGAAAGGCUUUCCAGAAAGAAGCGGCAAAGGUUCCUUUGGCAGACGAGCCAAAAGAGAACCGGGGAAGCCCAGGACGGAGAAGAUGCCGCUGGAUCAGGACUGGACUUCGGUUUAUCCAGCAGCAACCCCCUUCAGGGCAAACUCCGUCCCUCUUCCUGUGAGGAUGGGCUACCCUGUGAGGGGAGGAGUUCCCCCAGAGAAGAAGGGCAACUUGGAGCUAAUAAAGAUCCCAAACUUUCUCCAUCUGACGCCGGCAGCCAUCAGGAAGCACUGUGAAGCUCUGAAACCUUUCUGUACAGAGUGGCCCUCAGCCUUGGACUCCGGUGACAAAUGCGACGAGCUUUUUCCCGUCAAAAUAGAAAGCUCAGACUUUGUUUCUGCUGGCCCGUCGGUCAGAAACCCUGCAGCUCGGGUGGUUCACCUCAGAUUGAAGCUGUCCAGUUUGAAGCUGGAUGAUCACGCAUGGAAGAAAAUGCUCAAACUUGUUGGGGGCCGCUACUGCAAAGACUCGGAUAUCCUCACCAUCACGGCAGACAGCUGCCCUCUGAGACGGCAGAACUACGACUACGCCAUGUACCUGCUAACGGUUCUUUACCACGAGUCCUGGAAAAUCGAGACCUGGGAGGCCGAGAAGACCAGGGCAGACAUGGAGGAGUAUAUCUGGGAGGACAGCCCGUCGCAGAAGAACCUUCUGGACACGCUGCUCCGAGCAAAAGUGGCUGGAGCGGGAGGUGGCGAGGAGGUGAGGGAGCAGCUGCUGGAAAGACGAGAGGUUCAGGAGUACAAGGACUCGGUCGUGAGGCUGAAGAACGAAGAGAAUGAGAGCAGCUUGACACAGUACAAGGAGGCCGUUCGAAAAGUACUCAACCUGUAAUGCUCCAAAUGUGCAGAAACGUGCUUUUUACAUGCAGUUAACGACCCCUUCAUGGUAUCAUGUAAAAUUAGCUUUCAGCUUGGAGUCGGUGUUUGUUUUCCUAAAUAAAUCUGUCGUAGCAGGUGUGUUGUUAAUGAAAAGUCUUUUGCAGAUGUGUGCCCCUGGUUAAAGUUUCCACACGACAAAAGCUUUGGCUGCAGGCCGGUGACAGGAUGCAGUCAGCAGCAGGCAGUUUGAACUGGAGCUGAUCUGUAGGUCAGAGGCCAGCUAACGAUCAGGAGAUGAGCAGCGUGCUUUAAUAAUGGAAGCAAAAAGGGAUGAAAACUCGGUCUGUCAACACAGAAUAUCUGAGCCACCCAUGGGUUGUUGAGGUAAAUAGCUCCUAAUGGUCAUGCUGACAAAUGCCCGCUUCUUACUUCAGUUUUUUUAAUCUAAAUGAUUAAAUCCAUAAUUUACAGCGAAGCAACACAAAGCCUUGUUUGUCUUACUAAAAUAAACCAAUAUUUAAAAGUU
Molecule: messenger RNA, 1558 nt
Organism: Nothobranchius furzeri (turquoise killifish)
Lineage: Eukaryota; Metazoa; Chordata; Actinopteri; Cyprinodontiformes; Nothobranchiidae
Gene: mrps35
Product: mitochondrial ribosomal protein S35
Biological process (GO): mitochondrial translation
Cellular component (GO): mitochondrial small ribosomal subunit
Molecular function (GO): structural constituent of ribosome
Source: RefSeq, a predicted model, not a curated record